CAAGUCGGUUGUAAUUUGAGGCAGCACCGGACACAAUCAUGUCGAGGCACCUUCGCUUCAUCGCGCGGACUGUUAUGGUCCAGAACGGCAACGUCGAUGAAGCGUACAAGAUUUUAAACAGGAUCCUGACCCACGACGGAGUAAUUGAUGCAGUGAAGCGCAAGCGCUACUACGAGAAGCCCUGCCGAGAGCGACAGCGGAAGAACUUUGAGAACUGCAGGCGAAUCUACCACUCGGAAAUGGCCCGGAAAAUCACCUUCAUCUCCGUGACAAACAGGGAGGAUCCCUGGCUCGGCUGCUAGACGUGUGAUGGGACCGGAUCUUAUCGAUGGACUUGUAGAGACGGGGCCAAAGAAAAGUGGCUUUUGUUGUUUGUCAAUUUAUUUAGAGUAAAGGUUGGACCUCUUUUACAUUUUUAUCUGCAAAAUCUUGCAUAAAAAAUGUUCACUUGUGGUGUUAAAAGGAACAUUAAUAAAUAGUUGACAACAUUUUGUAGUUUGAACCAUCCCACACAGUCUGAAAAGAGUUUUACAUUGUCUAAAAAUCAAGUAUUCCAUAAUAA
Gasterosteus aculeatus aculeatus (three-spined stickleback) is the source of this 562-nucleotide messenger RNA. It is a transcript of the gene mrps21, whose product is annotated as mitochondrial ribosomal protein S21. Gene Ontology annotation, cellular component: ribosome. The record is from RefSeq and is a predicted model, not a curated record. Gene Ontology annotation, molecular function: structural constituent of ribosome. Gene Ontology annotation, biological process: translation. Lineage: Eukaryota; Metazoa; Chordata; Actinopteri; Perciformes; Gasterosteidae.